CACCGGUAGACACCACGGCCUAAGCAGCCGAACAAAAACAUACACGUCGUACAUACAUAUGUACGUAAUUUGGUGCCGUGUUUUCAAUGGUCUGCGCUGCUCCAUUCAAGCGCAGUGACUGUCCGCAACUAGUCCAGCUCGACGAUCCGUCGAAUGCGAUGGCACAGUGCCAGUGAAGUGAAGGUGGUCCAGUACUUGCGGUAACAUUCCUUCCGGUUCCCGUUCCCACUUCCGUAGUUGUGCUCUGAUAUGGUGGUGCGUAUUUUCACAUCCGCCUCGUUCCAUCUGCCACCCGCCAGAUCGUCAGCCACUGCUGCGUGGCUCUUAGUGGUGCUGGCGGUGGCCACCGUCGACCUCGGCACCGGCCCAUGGCUGGGUCGGGUGGACGGCGGUGCGGUCGGAUUGCGGGAAAAGCUGAGCGUUUACGAGCAGCGGCGGUACCAGCGUCAGAUCGAGGAAAGUGAAAACAGUGGCCUGUACGAUGCGACCGAUUCCGUAAUUUCGCUAACCGCGGCCAACCUGAAGCAGCGCGUAUUUAACCAACCGCAUGCCUCGCUGGUGGAGUUUUACAACUCGUACUGUGGGUUCUGCCGCCGGUUCGCACCGAUCUGGAAGCAGCUGGCAACGGACAUUCUUGGCUGGCAGAAGCUGGUGCGCGUGACCGCGCUGGACUGCUCGCGCGACGAAAACAAUGCCGUGUGCCGGGAGUUCGAGGUGAUGGCCUAUCCGACGAUCCGGUUCUUUUCGCCGUACUACGCCGAUGGCGAACAGAAGAUAGGAGAACCAGUGAAAGAGCACGAUGAACAACGCAUCAUCGAUCGGCUGAUCGAGUACAUGCAGCACGUCGAGAACAAACCGACCAACUGGCCAAAUCUAACCGCCAUCAAUCGUACGGACGAUAAGGCGUCCCUGUUCGAUGGAACCUCGUCGGUCGGUGCCCCACGGCCCAAGUACGUGUAUCUGAUAAACGAAAAGGACACGAACGCGACGAUCGGGUCGCAGGUUAUCCUCGAUUUUCACGACACACCAGACGUCGUCGUGUACCGGAUGCACGAUCCAACCCUAACCACCAACGGUCUGUCGGUCGUGGAUGGUUCGUCGCUGAGCGCAAUAAACCUUCCGAUCGAUGAGUUUUCGCGGGAGAAGGUACGCGACGCGAUACGAUCGCAUCUGCGCCAGCAUCACAUCGUCGUGACGGACGUGUCGACCAAAUCGACCAAGAAAGCGGGCGACGGUGGCGCAGUGGCGGCGGGCACGACCGAACAGAACAUAUCGGCCCUGAUGGAGCAGAAGCAGGAGGCUGCGAUACGUGCGAAGGUGAAGGAGCUCGGUGCGGCAGUCGUGUACCAGGCGGAUUUGGAGGAAGCGAUACGAUUCGCGCUGUUCCAUGAGAUUGGCCGGUACAAGACGAUCGAGAGCGAUCGGUUGGUAGCGUUGCGGAACUUCCUGAACGUGCUGGUACGCUACUUCCCGUUCAACGACAAUGGACGCCGGUUUCUUACGGAACUGCGGCAGUACGUACUGAACGCUGGCGAGGAACGGCUCGACGGUGAAGCGUUUGUUGCGCGCGUCAAGUCGCUCGAAACGGAACGGAAGCCAGUGUUCUCGUCCAACCACUGGAUCGGGUGUUCCGGCUCGAGGGAAGGAUUGCGCCGAUAUCCGUGCGGGUUGUGGACACUGUUUCACUAUCUAACGGUGCAGGCCGCCGAGAGUGAUCUGUCCAACAACCCACUGGAGGUGCUGGAAGCGAUGCACGGAUACAUAAAGAAUUUCUUCGGGUGUUCCGAGUGCUCGCAGCACUUCCAGCAGAUGGCCGAUAAAAACCGCAUCUGGCAGGUGGCUACGAAGGACGAUGCGGUGCUGUGGCUUUGGUCUAGUCAUAACGAGGUGAACAAGCGUCUGUCCGGGGACGCGACUGAAGAUCCGGAACAUCCGAAGGUGCAGUUUCCGACGGCGAACGAUUGCGCACAGUGCAGACGCAAGAUCCUUACCAACCACCACAACCACCAGCAGUACACGAUGGAGGACGGCAAUGAGUGGAAUUUGUCCGAGGUGUUGCGCUACCUGAAGCACAUGUACGCUUACGAUCGGCGCCAUCUGUUCGGUCUGCACGACAGCAGUCUCGCGCCGCAAGGUUCCGAGGGACGAUCGGAAUGGGGCGGUGGAGUAGCGUCCGGAGCCCAGACGAGCUACCAUUCGUACGGCAAUGUGCUCAGCGACAUCGACAUUCGGUUCAGUGCGCUGCUGUAUGUAACCUGCAUUGUGAUGAUUGUGAUUGCGAUCAAAAUGGUCGUGAAGCGAGGCUAUCGGAAGAAGAUGUACCCACACGAUAUCCUGGGUAAGGUGUAAGCAUUAACUGGCCUGCAAACUGAAACCAAAACAAGACCGAUCAGCGUGUUCUGCACAACAUUCCGAGAGUCCAAACACUCUCUCCCACUCAUAAUGCUCUGGAUGGGAAGAGAGAGAGAGAGUGCCACGAUUAACCUCCAAUUACACGCGUCCUCGAGGAUGAGGACUAGUACUGACGAUUUCACGAAUUCUAUUGUAUCCUUGCCAAACGCCCAAACAGAGCAGCGAUGUGUUACGACGGACACCGCUGAACCGCCUAAAAGCCACCUGGUUCAAAAGGAGCUAAAACCAAUUCUCCCCUUUUGCGCUCUUCUUCUUAGUACGGGAGGAGUGAUACAGUUGUACAAUAUAAUAAAUCCUCAUGAAAUGCAAACUCUC
This is a messenger RNA of Anopheles stephensi (Asian malaria mosquito), 2727 nucleotides long. It is a transcript of the gene Qsox1, whose product is annotated as sulfhydryl oxidase 1. Gene Ontology annotation, biological process: protein folding. Gene Ontology annotation, molecular function: flavin-dependent sulfhydryl oxidase activity; protein disulfide isomerase activity. The record is from RefSeq and is a predicted model, not a curated record. The transcript has 2 exons. The coding region runs from base 250 to 2349 and encodes 699 amino acids. Gene Ontology annotation, cellular component: Golgi membrane. NCBI's taxonomy places the organism in Eukaryota, Metazoa, Arthropoda, Insecta, Diptera, Culicidae.